This is a messenger RNA of Hypomesus transpacificus, 1227 nucleotides long. RefSeq names its product solute carrier family 30 member 7 (gene slc30a7). NCBI's taxonomy places the organism in Eukaryota, Metazoa, Chordata, Actinopteri, Osmeriformes, Osmeridae. The record is from RefSeq and is a predicted model, not a curated record. Gene Ontology annotation, cellular component: membrane; Golgi apparatus. Gene Ontology annotation, molecular function: zinc ion transmembrane transporter activity. The transcript has 11 exons. The coding region runs from base 69 to 1187 and encodes 372 amino acids. Gene Ontology annotation, biological process: intracellular zinc ion homeostasis; zinc ion transport; transmembrane transport.
UUGCCAACUGCCCUUAAAAAUAACGGAAGGAGAAUAAGUUGCAGUAGCGAGUCAACAGACUAAUCAAAAUGUUACCCUCAUCUAUUAAAGACGACGAGUACAAACCUGAUAAAUUCAAUCUCCUUGCAAAGAUUUCUGGAUGGUUUAGAUCCAUCCUCUCGGAUAAAACGUCACGAAACCUGUUUUUCUUUUUGUGUCUGAAUCUGUCAUUUGCUUUCGUGGAAUUAUUGUUCGGCAUAUGGAGUAAUAGUUUAGGUUUGAUAUCAGAUUCCUUUCACAUGUUCUUUGACUGCACAGCACUCUUAGCGGGACUUGCAGCUUCAGUCAUAUCCAGGUGGAGGUCCAACGACUCCUUCUCAUAUGGGUACGUGAGAGCAGAGGUGUUGGCUGGGUUUGUGAAUGGCCUUUUCCUCAUUUUCACAGCCUUUUUCAUUUUCUCAGAGGGAGUAGAGAGGGCUUUGGAGCCACCGGAUGUUCAUCAUGAGCGUCUCCUACCUGUAUCAGUUGCAGGGCUGCUGGUCAAUCUGGUGGGCAUCUUUGUGUUCCAGCAUGGAGGCCAUGGGCAUUCCCAUGGUGGGGAUGGAGGUCAUGGCCACAGCCACAAUGGCAGUAUGAGUCACGGACACAGCCAUAGAGGACUUGCUCAUGAACAUGAACAUGGGCACAGCCAUGGAGGGCAUGGCCACAUUCAUAAUGAGCCCCACUGUCAGGAUGACCACCUGCACACACCCGGGAAGGGCUCAAGCAAACAGAUCCUAGAAGGAGUGUUUCUACAUAUUGUUGCUGACACUCUGGGAAGCAUUGGAGUAAUAAUUUCGGCUAUCCUAAUGCAAAAGUAUGACCUGAUGAUCGCUGAUCCAGUCUGCUCCAUGCUCAUUUCUAUUCUCAUUGGAGUCAGUGUGGUGCCACUGCUAAGGGAAUCUAUUGGGAUAUUAAUGCAACGUACUCCACCAUCACUGGACACUGCCCUACCAGAGUGCUACCAGAGGGUGCAGCAGCUGCAGGGAGUAUAUAAUCUGCAAGAGCCUCACUUCUGGACCCUAUGCACAGAUGUUUAUAUUGGCACCCUGAAGCUCCUUGUGGCCCCCGAUGCUGAUGUCCGCUGGAUACUGAGCCAAACCCACAAUAUUUUCACACAAGUUGGAGUUCGGCAACUCUACGUCCAGAUUGACGUGUCAACAAUGUAGAUUCAAAAAACAUUUUAGAAAAAGAAGACACUCAUAUCCU